GCCCCAAAUCUCAAAAGACUUUUUAGACAAAUCUACUAGCCCACUCUCUCAUACUCCCAAAGACUCUGAUGGUGAUGAAGCUCUCCCUUCUUCAUUUCGCUUGAUCUUCAUUUAAGGUAAAAAUCCUCUCAAAGACUUCAACUUUUUUCCUUCAAUACUUAGAUCUUGCAAAACCCAGUUCACAUUAGUUUCAGGAUCUGAAAAUAAACAACCCAAAUCGAAUAAAAAUCAAAUCUUUAUCGUUUUGGGCAUCUGGGUGUUUCUGUUUUCUACUGUAGACUAGAUUUGAGUGGCUCUAGUGUAAGCUUUAGGUGCCAAACAAUGUUGGGUCGGUCCACAUUUUCCAGACCGGGAAACUUCCGGCCUGAGAAUCUGGGCCCCAACGCCGUUGCUCUGUUCAGAACCCUUGGCUUUGGGUUUUUCGUGUUUGGGGUACUAAUCUUCACCAUCAUUGCCGCCACGUAUGAACCUGAGGACCCUUUGUUUCACCCAUCAACCAAGAUCAGCAAUUUCCUCACAUCUAAAUCCAAUGCCACUUUCAAAUCUGACAACACUGAGGCCAAGACUGGUGAGAAUUUCCUGGCUCCCAAUCAAACAGAGGUUGCUAGCUUCAUCAAUGCUACUGAUGUUGCUGAGCUGAUAUCGAGUGAAGUGCAUGCAGCGGAAGGAGAGGCUGAGGGGGGUGCUGUUGCGGAUUGCGAGGGUCCUAUUGAUUGUAGGGACCCGGAAGUGUUCCAUUUGAUGAUGACAGCGGCUAUAGAGAAGUUUAAGGAUAUACAUUUUUAUAGAUUUGGGAAAGGAGUGCGGGGUUCGAAUGAUACCACUUGUGAUAUGGCUUGGAGGUAUAGGCCUAAGGAGGGGAAGACUGCUUCGUUUUACAAGGACUAUAGGAGGUUUACCAUUUUGAGGACUAAUUGUACUCUGAGUGUGGGUGAUAUUGGAGAGUACCAUACGGGGGUAAAUGCUAGGAAGAGGAAGAAGAAUCAGAAACCCGGGUUUCAGAAGACUGGUGGGAAGCAAGAAGAGGGUGGUGCAUUCCCAAUUUAUGGGGAACCGGUGAAUGAUAAGCUUCCGGUGGUUGAGUCUGAGGGUUCAUUUCGCGGUGGGAAGUACUUGAUUUAUGUAGGUGGUGGAGACAGGUGCAAGAGCAUGAACCAUUACUUGUGGAGUUUUUUGUGUGCUUUGGGUGAGGCUCAGUACCUGAACCGGACUUUGGUUAUGGAUUUGAGUAUUUGUCUCUCGUCGAUUUACACUUCAUCAAGUCAAGAUGAGGAAGGGAAGGAUUUCAGGUUUUACUUUGAUUUCGAGCAUUUAAGUGAGUCGGCAUCUGUCUUGGACCAAAAACAGUUUUGGGCCGAUUGGGAUAAAUGGCAGAAGAAAGAUGGGCUGCGUCUUCAUGUUGUGGAAAAUUUUCAGGUCACACCUAUGAAACUUCAUGAUGUGAAAGAUUCUUUGAUUAUGCGAAAGUUUGGCUCUGUGGAACCAGACAAUUAUUGGUAUAGGGUGUGUGAAGGGGAGACAGAAUCUGUCGUUCAACGACCGUGGCAUUUGAUAUGGAAAUCGAAAAGGUUGAUGGAUAUAGUGUCUGCAAUUGCAUCAAAAUUGAAUUGGGAUUAUGACUCUGUGCAUAUCGAGAGAGGAGAGAAGGUUCAGAACAAGGAGCUUUGGCCUAACCUUGCUCAAGAUACUUCACCUGAUUCACUUCUCUCGACCCUGAAGGACAAAGUUGAAGAUGGGAGGAACCUCUAUAUUGCAACAAAUGAACCAGACACAUCUUUCUUUGAUCCUUUGAAAGACAAGUAUGCCACUCAUUUCCUUGAUGAGUACAAGGAUCUUUGGGAUGAAAAAAGCGAGUGGUAUUCUGAGACCACCAAGCUUAACAAUGGAGUUCCAGUUGACUUUGAUGGUUACAUGAGGGUGUCAGUUGAUACAGAAGUGUUCUUGAGAGGGAAAAAGCAGAUUGAAACUUUCAAUGAUCUCACCAAUGAUUGCAAGGAUGGUGUCAACACUUGCAACGCCGCGGCUAGUUAAUCCCUAUACGUGUUCUGAAACUUUGUCAUUUGCUGCAUUGCAAAUAUCCACGGUUUACUUAGCUAUUUCCUGUGUUGCAUUUGAGAAACUGUACUGUAGACCUUGAUUUUAUUUUAUAGUUCUAGUAUCAAGUAAACAUUUUCAUGAGUUUUGUACUUGUAGGAAGCAACUAUCAAUAUUUCAUUACUUCAAAUAUUUAGCCUCAGGUUGAACUUUGGAGUUGCCUGAU
Molecule: messenger RNA, 2260 nt
Organism: Fragaria vesca subsp. vesca
Lineage: Eukaryota; Viridiplantae; Streptophyta; Magnoliopsida; Rosales; Rosaceae
Exons: 1
Coding region: 322-2031 (569 amino acids)
Cellular component (GO): Golgi apparatus
Source: RefSeq, a predicted model, not a curated record